AUGACUCUGGAUAAAGAAGAUAACUUUCAACAUGGUCCCCAUGCGAUUGAGCGUCGUGGAGCAUUGCGUCAGAAGAAUGUCAUCGAGGUCAAGGGUCAUAAAUUUGUUGCUAAGUUUUUCAAACAAUUUACUUUUUGCGGACACUGCAAGGACUUUAUUUGGGGCCUUGGAAAACAAGGAGUCCAGUGUCAAAUAUGCUGCUUCGCUGCUCAUAAGAGAUGCUAUCAAUAUGUAGCAUUUAAGUGUCCUGGUGCUGAUUUAGGUCCUGAAUGUGAUUCUAAAAGGCGUCAUAAAUUCAAGCUGCAUACUUACUCGAGUCCUACAUUUUGUGACCAUUGUGGUUCACUGCUAUAUGGGCUUGUUCAGCAAGGUUUCAAAUGUCAAAACUGUGGUAUGAAUGUACACAAAAGGUGUGAAAUGAAUGUUCCCCACCUUUGUGGCGUAGAUAAUACGGAAAGGAGGGGACGAAUAUUUCUUAAGAUUAGCUGGCAAGAAAACAGAUUUUUAGUUGAAGUGAAAGAAGGUAGGAAUCUUAUUCCGAUGGACCCAAAUGGUCUUGCUGAUCCUUAUGUUAAAAUCAAAUUUGGACCAACCGACGAACUUGGACGUAAAUUCAGGACCAAAACAAUAAAGUCUAACCUAAACCCUAUAUGGGAUGAAAAGUUCACCAUUGAUCUACGUCCAGACGAUGAGUCGAAGCGAUUGCAUUUUGAAGUUUGGGACUGGGAUCGCACGUCACGUGACGAUUUCAUGGGUGCUUUAUCAUUUGGAGUUACAGAAUUAAUUAAAAAGCCAAUUGAUUGUUGGUUUAAACUACUAAGUCAAGAAGAAGGUGAAUACUACUCGAUUCCUUGUACGACAGAGAGUAAUACUCCGCCCUAUGCAGAAAUAUCUUCUGAAUAUGAGUCACAAUUCAAAGGAGAUAUUUACAAUGAUGAUAAUGAGAAUCUACAAAACUGUCCAACAAAAUUACGUGAUGUAGUCAGAGCAACAGAUUUCAAAUUUAUCAAAGUAUUGGGCAAAGGAAGUUUUGGGAAGGUAAUGUUAGCUGAACGUAAAGAUACAGAUGAACUUUAUGCUGUGAAAAUCUUGAAAAAAGAUGUUGUUCUACAAGAUGAUGAUGUAGACUGUGCGAUGAUUGAACGUCGAGUGUUAGCAUUACAACGUAAACCACCAUUUCUUGUUCAAUUACAUUCUACAUUUCAAACUAUGGAUCGAUUAUAUUUUGUGAUGGAAUUUGUCAAUGGUGGUGAUCUAAUGUUUAGAAUACAAAAGGAAGGAAAAUUUAAGGAACCUAUUGCUGUAUUUUACGCAGCUGAAGUAGCCGUUGGUUUAUUUUUUUUACAUGAUAAAGGAAUUAUUUAUCGGGAUUUAAAAUUGGAUAAUUUACUUCUCGAUGCCGAUGGACAUAUUAAAAUAGCUGAUUUUGGUAUGUGUAAAGACGGUAUUACAGGUGACGCUACAACACAUACAUUUUGUGGUACACCAGAUUAUAUUGCACCUGAAAUACUUCUGUAUAAACCUUAUGGUAAAUCAGUAGAUUGGUGGUCUUACGGUGUUUUGCUAUAUGAAAUGUUAGCUGGUCAGCCUCCUUUUGAAGGUGAGGAUGAAGAGGAUUUGUUUGCAAAUAUAUUACAACAUACUAUUUCUUAUCCAAAAAGUUUAUCCAAAGAAUCCGUUUCUAUUUGUAAAGCACUGCUUACAAGAGAUCCAAUUAAAAGACUUGGUUGUGGUUCAGAUGGUGAAAAAGAGAUUAAAGAACAUUUGUUCUUUCGACGCAUAGAUUGGGAUAAAAUCGCUUUGCGUUUAGUACAACCUCCAUUCAAACCAGUUACUUUAUCACCACGUGAUACAAGUAAUUUCGAUAGUGAAUUUACAAAAGUCACUCCAGAAUUAUCACCAACUGAUAAAUUAUUUGUUAUGAAUUUAACUCAAACAGAGUUUAGUGGAUUCUCUUUUGUUAAUCCGGAAUUUAUUGUUGAAGUAUAA
Schistosoma intercalatum is the source of this 1989-nucleotide messenger RNA. The record is from the annotation of a GenBank genome assembly. Lineage: Eukaryota; Metazoa; Platyhelminthes; Trematoda; Strigeidida; Schistosomatidae.